Molecule: messenger RNA, 2374 nt
Organism: Phodopus roborovskii (desert hamster)
Lineage: Eukaryota; Metazoa; Chordata; Mammalia; Rodentia; Cricetidae
Gene: Umod
Product: uromodulin
Exons: 11
Coding region: 211-2148 (645 amino acids)
Biological process (GO): neutrophil migration
Cellular component (GO): apical plasma membrane; cell surface
Molecular function (GO): calcium ion binding
Source: RefSeq, a predicted model, not a curated record
AAAGCGAACACUAUGCCAAAGGGAAAGAAAAAUUCAACCCCCAUAGAAACAAUCUCAAGGAGCAGAAGCAGAGAAUAAGUGGAGGAGAGUGUGCCAGCCAAGGGCAGAUGUGUAUAUAUUGGUCAGAAGCACUUACUUAGGAAUGGACCAGUCCUGUCCUCCUGGGUUCAGGUGUUUCCAGGACCAGAAAUAGAGGGAAGAACAGGAAGGAUGAGGUGGCUGUUCUCUUUGCCCUGGAUACUGGUGGUAAUGGUGGUAACCCCUUGGUUCACUAUAGCUGGAGCCAGUGACUCAUCAGAAGCAAGAAAGUGUUCCGAAUGCCACAGCAAUGCCACUUGCUUGGAGGAUGGAGCGGUCACAACAUGCUCCUGCCAGAUGGGCUUCACUGGCAAUGGGCUGGAGUGUGAGGAUGUAGAUGAGUGUGCCAUCCCUCAAGCUCACAACUGCUCUGACAACAGCAUCUGCGUGAACACACUGGGUUCCUAUGAGUGCACCUGCCAGAAUGGCUUCCGUCUGAUGCCUGAGCUGGGCUGCACUGAUGUGGAUGAAUGCACAGAGCUGGGACUCAGUGACUGCCAUGCCCUGGCCACCUGUGUCAACACAGAGGGCAACUACUCGUGUGUGUGUCCCAAGGGCUACGAAGGGGAUGGCUGGCAUUGUGAGUGCUUCCCGGGUUCCUGUGGACCAGAGCUGGACUGCUUGCCCCAGGGCCUGGGUGGAGCCCUGGUGUGUGAGGACCCCUGCAAUGUGCAUGAGACCCUGGCUGAGUACUGGCGCAGUGCAGAGUAUGGUGCUGGCUACUCCUGUGACUCAGAUCUGUAUGGCUGGUACCGAUUCACAGGCCAGGGUGGCGUGACCAUGGCUGAGACCUGUGUGCCGGUCCUGCGGUGCAACACGGCUGCACCCAUGUGGCUCAAUGGCUCUCAUCCUUCGAGCAGAGAGGGCAUUGUGAGCCGCACAGCCUGUGCACACUGGAGUGGUCACUGUUGUCUGUGGUCCACAGAGAUCCAGGUGAAGGCCUGCCCAGGUGGCUACUAUGUUUACAACCUGACUGCACCCCCAGAAUGUAAUCUGGCUUACUGCACAGAUCCUAGCUCGGUGGAGGGGACUUGCGAAGAGUGUGGGGUGGACGAGGAUUGCAUAUCAGAUAAUGGCAGAUGGCGCUGCCAGUGUAAACAGGACUCCAAAAUCACAGAUGUCUCCCUCCUGGAGCACAGGCUAGAGUGUGGGCCCAAUGACAUCAAGAUGUCCCUCAGCAAAUGCCAGCUGCAGAGUCUGGGCUUUAUGAAGGUCUUCAUGUACCUGAGUGACAGCCAGUGCUCAGGCUUCAGUGAGAAGGGUGAAAGAGACUGGAUGUCUGUGGUGACCCCUGUCCAGGAUGGCCCCUGUGGGACAGUGUUGAGGACAAAUGAAACCCAUGCCACCUACAGUAAUACCCUCUACCUGGCAAAGGAGAUCAUCAUCCGUGACGUCAACAUCAGAAUCAACUUUGAAUGUUCUUACCCCCUGGACAUGAAAGUCAGCCUGAAGACCUCCUUACAACCCAUGGUUAGUGCCCUGAACAUCAGCGUGGGUGGAACAGGCAUGUUCACUGUGCGGAUGGCACUGUUCCAGAGCCCUGCCUACACACAGCCCUACCAAGGCCCCUCUGUGAUGCUGUCCACAGAGGCUUUUCUGUAUGUGGGCACCAUGCUGGAUGGGGGUGACUUGUCCCAGUUUGUACUGCUAAUGACCAACUGCUAUGCCACACCCAGUAGCAACUCCACAGAUCCUGUGAAAUACUUCAUUAUCCAGGACAGAUGUCCACACACAGAGGAUACAACCAUUCAAGUGAUGGAGAAUGGCGAGUCCCCUCAGGUCCGAUUUUCUGUUCAAAUGUUCCGGUUUGCAGGAAAUUACGACCUUGUCUACUUGCACUGUGAGGUGUACCUGUGUGAUGCUGUGAAUGAACAGUGCAAACCUACCUGCUCUGGUACCAGAGUUAGGAGUGGGAACUUCAUAGAUCAGACCCGUGUCCUGAACUUGGGUCCCAUCACACGGCAAGCUAUCCAGGCCUCUGUGUCCAAGGCUGCUUCCAGCAACUUGAGACUCCUGAGCAUCUGGCUGCCUCUGUUUCUCUCAGCCACUUUGACCCUGAUGUUUCACUGAUGGACAGAGGGAAACCUGGUGUGGUUCCUAGCUCACUUCCUGCGGGCCAGGAGGGGAGAUGCACACUGGUUUCCCGCCAUAGGAGAGGGAGCUCACACUGCCUCCAGCUUGCACUUACUCUCCCUCUUUAAUCCUCACUAUCAAAACCAAGUUGACAACUUUCAAUGCUGCUUUCUCUCCAAUCGAGACUUGUGAUGGAUCAGUACAUGAAGCCCCAUCUCCUCAA